Vitrella brassicaformis is the source of this 1367-nucleotide messenger RNA. NCBI's taxonomy places the organism in Eukaryota, Vitrellaceae. The record is from the annotation of a GenBank genome assembly.
CCGACAUCCAUCCAUCCAUCAGUCCAUGACACGUAUCCUAUAGUCACUCACUACAUGUCGUCCAUUGUUCACAUUCAUCAAUACACACAGUGUCAUCAUGGGUUUCAUUUCUUGAGUGUCGGUUUCGCAAUGCCAAGCUCAAUAAGACACAAAACAGCGUCACGGACGCUCUCUUCUAAUGGCCGAUACUCAAUGCCCAGCUCCUCUAUGCUCCUGCACAGACAGGCAGACAGACAGACAGACAGACAGACAGAGAGACAGGCAGACAGACAGACAGCCGCGUACAUGCAGAGGAUGGCCGACGUUGAAUGGGUGUGUGCCUGCCUGGUGUUGUCGAAGGCCACUGUCAUCUGCAGCUCGUCAAGGUUGUCGGGCACCUCAAACGCAUACUCAGGGACGGUCUGCUGCGCCAUCGAUGCCAGGAUGCCCGCGGGAACUGCAGCCAACCAGCCAGCCAGCCACAAUCAGCAAACAUGCUUCAAUGACCGUCGCCAUCUGACCGAAUUCUCUGCCGGCCAGCAAGUACCGCUUCCCAUCGGUAUUGGGGCGCUCGGCGGCUCGAAUGUGCGCAAGUGCCUGCAGACACACGCAUGGACAUCACAGCGCCAGAGAUGCCGGUGUGUGUGUCGUUUAUGUGCAAAAAGACCGUUUCUCGCACGUCAACGAUAGGAGCUAGGAUUUCCUUGUAGAAGGCCCCUGCGGAUCAACAGCCACCCGCAGCACACACAACAAUGGAAGGCUCGCCCAUGCAGCAGGCUUGCCCUUUCUCCUCACCAUGUUCGACAAGCGAGAUCCCCCACUCGACCGACAAUGUGUCUGGCUUCCGAGAAUUUGGUGGGCCGAUGACGAGGCCUGGCAAGAUGGUGGUCAGCGGAAUGCCGCUCUCCUCGGAAUACCUCCACCCGACCUUCUCGGCUUGCACCUGACGAUUGAUGCUCUUGAUGAUGCAGGACACUUUCGCGUGUGCCUGUGCGUCUUCUUGCCUUGGAAUAGUGGUACGGCGAGAGCUUGCCUCUCCCCUCCUUCUCGACCUUUUGCUGGAAGGCCGUCAAGGCGGCCGUCUUAUCCGCAUCGUCCAUACCACGCAGAGUGCCUUUCACAUGACAGCCUGCACCACGCGGGUGGCAUAGGUGUCAUGCAGGGAAUCAAGUAGUCUUGCUCACCUUUUUGGAGCAGUUGCUCCACCAGAUGCAACGCGAUAUAUCCUGAAAGAUGUAUGCCACCCCAGUUGUGCCACCCAAAACAGGAAUCAAUCUGUAUGGUACUUUUCUGCUUACCAGUCGCCCCAGUCACGCACACGGUUGCCCCGUCGAGAGGCGAUGCUUGUCCUCCCUCCGGCAUCGAUAUCCUGCAAAAAAGUGAAGGUC